AUGUCGUCUUCGAAGACCAAGACGAAACAUGAAGAAGCUCUUCAACUGCUUGAUGACCUCGAUUCAUUCACUCCGAUAGAAAGCGCUGCUUCUUCUGGUUCAGCUACUGCACCAGCUCCCGAAAGCGAAACUGAAGUUCUGGCUUUCCUCGACGAGAUAACGCAGAAAAGCUCUGAACCAACACGACCUACAACUGCCCACCUCGAAAGACCGGCCUCAAGGACUGGAGCUCCAUCUUUAAGGAAGAGCACAGAACGUGUUAGGCUGGGAGGUUCGUCAUUGUCUACUGGCACAUCCACCCCUUCUAGGGCCGGCACACCUCCGACGAACUCUAGAACGAUAGGAAGCUCUGAACCGGCAUCGGACCCGGCUCCUGCAACUGGAGGUGGAGGUAGCUGGGGGUGGGGCUCUGUUUGGACUACAGCUUCAGCUGCUCUACAACAAGCACGGUCGGUCGUCGAUGAACAAGUAAAGAACUUGCCAAGUAACGAACAGGCAAAGAAAUGGAGUGAAGGGGUUAAAGAGUACGCCAAGACACAUCAGUUAGACAAGCUUGGACAGGAUUUCAAGCGCGUCGGUCUUUCAACGCUGACCGAUAUCCUCAAUGUCGUCGCUCCUCCGAUUUCUGAGCACGAAGUCAUUCAAAUUUGGCUCAGCCACGACAUGAGUGGCUACGAUGGUAUAGAGAAUAUCGUUUAUCGUGCUAUGACCAGAGUUCUGGAGCAAGUCGAAGGCGGUGAUCUAAUCGUGAAUCGGGGUGAAGAAUCCCGGCCCAAAGACGAUGCAGGAAAUGCCGCGAGAGAACUCAACACCGUCGAAGGCUAUGAGGCCGCUGUGAAGCUUUCACAGGCUAAUCUGGACGAGCUCAUCAAGAUCAAAGAUUCUGCAUUGAAGGCCAAGAAGGAGACAUUAUCAUCAAUUCAAUCGCCCACCUCGUAUUCUUACGUGUACCUCCGUGUACAGCCGUAUCUCACCUCAUACAGCGUCCCGUCUACAAGCGCGUUGGCUUCUACGGACGGAUCUGCACCUGCAGAGCAAUCCAAGCAGCAACAUCUUCAGUUUCUACUUUACCUUUCUGAUCCCGACCACAAUCUGAUCCACUCCACAAUCACGCAGUCUGUCCCAGGAGCCUGGCUUGGGAUUUGGGAUGAUUAUGAGUGGGUCGAGGAUUUAGUUGCGGAAGUCCUGCGGGUUGGAGUGGAAGUCAUCGGUCAGGAAUAUCUUGUUUCCCGAAUGGGAUGGGGUGGAUUGAAUGUGAAGGAGAAGCUUGGAGAUAAUGAGGGGGAGUCGGAAGGGACUGUCGAGAAGGAGGAUUCGUGA
This is a messenger RNA of Lentinula edodes (shiitake mushroom), 1320 nucleotides long. Its product is annotated as maintenance of telomere capping protein 1. Bases 1 to 1320 code for a protein of 439 amino acids. NCBI's taxonomy places the organism in Eukaryota, Fungi, Basidiomycota, Agaricomycetes, Agaricales, Omphalotaceae. The record is from RefSeq and is a predicted model, not a curated record. The transcript has 4 exons.